Penicillium concentricum is the source of this 1800-nucleotide messenger RNA. RefSeq names its product Peptidase aspartic catalytic. Bases 1 to 1800 code for a protein of 599 amino acids. The record is from RefSeq and is a predicted model, not a curated record. NCBI's taxonomy places the organism in Eukaryota, Fungi, Ascomycota, Eurotiomycetes, Eurotiales, Aspergillaceae. The transcript is spliced from 5 exons. Gene Ontology annotation, biological process: proteolysis. Gene Ontology annotation, molecular function: aspartic-type endopeptidase activity.
AUGGGGUUUGAUCGGUAUUCAUCCAUUCCUUUGGUAGGAUGUGUGCUAUCUUUGAUCGCGGGAUGUCAAGCGUCUUCUUCGGCUCUUGUGAUUCCGCCCAGCCAGUAUUUUGAGGGUAAUGACGGACCAUGGAGUAGCUUCAACGUUCGAGUUGGCAGCCCAGAACAGGAUGCUCGAGUCCUUAUCUCUACAGCCUCCCCGGAGACUUUGGUUGUCCUGUCGCAAUAUGGCUGCUCGGAGGCAGUGAUGGAAAAAGUCCCAUCAGAUUGCGCUGUUUCGAGAGGUAUCAUGUUCACCCCGAACGAAUCAUCGACAUGGUAUCAAUUAGGGAAGUUUGGAAUUAACGGCGGAGGAGUCGGCCUCGAAGCCAACCUUGGAUAUGUACAGCCAGCUCUAUUUGGCCUGGAUACCCUUGGAAUUGGUCUUGUCGACGGAUCUGGAGGACAUACGCUCAAGAAUCAGACAAUCGGCGGUAUUGGUACGGCGUAUCCCUUCUAUCUAGGAACUUUCGGUAUCAACACGCAGCCAUUGAACUUUUCCUCAUUGGGAAACUUCUCUGCUCCUUCAUACGUCACAUCAUUGAAGGAGAAGAAUGUUAUUCCCAGCCUAAGUUGGAGUUACACCGCUGGAGCUAUAUACCGGCUGAAGAAAGUUUAUGGUCAACUAAUCUUCUCCGGCUAUGACACGUCUCGAUUCACCGACAAUGCGGCCACUUUCACAAUGGCGGACGAUAUCACGCGCGACCUGGUCGUGGCCCUUCAAGCCAUAACUUAUAGCGGAGAGAACAAAGAGUCUCUCUUGUCCUCGCCGAUUAACAUCUACAUCGACUCCACGGAUCCCAACAUUUGGCUCCCAGACGAUGCCGUAGAUGCCUUUGAGUCUGCCUUUGGUCUCACGCUGGAUGACACCUCCGGUUUAUAUCUCGUCAAUGCAUCCCAUCAAUCUAUACUUCUCGAGUCAAACGCACAAGUAUCCUUCCGACUAUCUGAUGUUUUAGAUGGUGGUGACUCGGCUAUAAUUACUCUUCCCUAUAAUGCGUUUAACCUCCAAGCGGAAUAUCCAUUGGUGGAGAAUUCGAGCUAUUACUUCCCCCUCAAGCGUGCCGCGAAUGAGUCGCAAUACACACUGGGCAGGACGUUCCUCCAAGAAGCAUAUCUCACAGCCGAUUAUGAGCGUCGGGUUUUCAAUGUCUCGCAGUGCACUUGGGAUGAGGGCGCGGAAGAGAACAUCGUUACUAUUUCUGCGAGAUCAGAUACCAACACAAACGAGGCUUCAUCUCCCGGAAGCAAAAUUCCAAAGCCGCCAUCUUCCGAUAACGCUGAUGACUCCGAUGACUCUUCUCUCGGCGCCGGUGUCAUCGCCGGCAUCGUAAUCGGUGCAGUGGUUGGUGUUGCAUUGAUCGCCUUGGCCGUGUUCUUCUUCCUUCGCCGGCGCAAGCAGGAUCCCAGCAAUGAAGGCGAACAAAGCAUUCUUCCGUCGCCCGGGGCUCAUAGUGUUUCAGAAUUUGAUUCUAAGCAGGCGGACGGGAAUUUGUUUGCCAUACCUCCAACAGAGCAUGGGGAACUCUCUGGGAAUGACACUCAGAUUUACCAACUACAUGCAGACUCCGGAAUGAGUGCAAUCAGGGGUCGACCUGAGAUUUAUGAGUUGCCAGGCAUGGGAAUACCACAGCCGGCUGAAUUGUCAGAGCGUGACACUGAAUCUCCGGCUGCAUCAGCAAUUUCUCUGGCGUCGCCCAUGUCUUUCCCGUCGCCUAGUAUAAGCCCCGAUGUAAGUCGUACUUCAACGCAACGGUUAUAG